Molecule: messenger RNA, 1773 nt
Organism: Oryctolagus cuniculus (rabbit)
Lineage: Eukaryota; Metazoa; Chordata; Mammalia; Lagomorpha; Leporidae
Source: RefSeq, a predicted model, not a curated record
ACUUAAUUCCAGGACAUACAACUGCCAUCAUUCACAGUGCACCAGAAGAGCAACCCAAUAACGACAGAAUAACUCGUGUUCAUGGAGUCCAUGAAGAUAACAAAUGUGGAGCAGAAGAUGAAGCUAAAGAAUCAACUUCAGACCCUGAGGAAGGAAUGUCAACCUUAGCGAGUAAGAAGGGCUUAAAAGAUAUCGCCAUCACUCAAGUUGCUCCACAACAGCCAAUUAAUGAAUAUGCGUUCAACUAUGAUCGUGGAUUGGACAAUGGUAACAUGGGUAGUAAGGAGUCUACCUCCCAAAGAGAUCCUGAAGACAACAACUCACCAAGGAAUUCGAAGGAGGAAUCCUCUGCAGAACCUCUAAAGAGGGAAGAAGUUGCAGUGCCUAUCUCCGGAAUAAGUGAUGAAGCUGUAGAAUCACCGUGGGAUUCUGAGGAAGAAACAUCAAGUGGAAAGGGUGAAGGUCGUGCUGCCACUGGAGGUGUCCCAGAAGGAGAUAUUCUGGAUUAUUUCCUGUCAUGUAGUUGGGCAAGGAUAGCCAAAGAGAGAAAAGCGUCAAUGGCAUCAAGUGGAGAUACUGAAAAGGAUGUGGCUGUCAGUCUAAGUGCCCAAGAGCAUGCAAAGGACACAUUAUCUGGUAUUGCUGGAGUGCCAGAAGACAAAACUAUUGAUAUGCCUGGCUUCAGACCAGAUGAUGAGCCUUUAAAAUACUCCUUAAAGUCUGAGGAAGGAACGUCAGCUCUAGUGGGUAAGAAGAGUAAAAAAUGUUUUUUCAUCACUCAAGUUGAUCCACAACAGCCAAUUAAUAAAUAUGGGCUGGACUCUGAUCACGCAUUGGACAAAGAUAACAAACGUGGUAAGGAGUCUACCUUCCAAAGAGAUCCUGAAGACAGCAACUCACCAAGGAAUUCGAAGACUAUUUCUACAAAUUCUUGGAAGGAAUCCAUUAAUCAAUCAAUGGCAGCAGAUGCAAAAGGAAAAGAUAUGAAUGAACCACUGGAAGAGUUUGCUAAGGGAUCCACUGAAUUGACGCCUCGUCUGGAAGCAAUACAUCCUUUUUGGGCAACAUCAGUGGGAAUGAAUGAAGUACAAACAUGCAGACAAGUUACAGGCAGAAUCAAGUUAAAACCAAUACCAAAACAUCUCAAGAGGCAUUUCCUUCCUCACUGCAAUACUAAUCAAUAUAAAAGCACAGAACUUGAGUUAAAAAAUGUCAAGUCUUCUCCAACAAAUAAUGACAUUAAAACAGCACCCAAGGAAGAACAAGAAUGGCUUGAUGGAAGUGAAAAUAAGCAGUUUGAAGAAAAAGGGCAGCGUUGCCAAAGUAAGGAAAUGGAAGGGUUAAGAAACUUGCAUGAAAGUGCUGCUCCUCCUGAGGACAGUGAUGGUUGUGGACUGAAUCAGCAGAGACAGAGUGGGGACCUUGACAACCAGCAAUCUGCCACUAAGAAGAGUGAAGAAUAUUAUUCCUGCCCUGCCUUGCAUAUAAAGGAAAUAAAAAUGAAAAUGAAAAAGUGACUUCCAUGGAGUAUGGGAUUAGACCAGUGUUUGAGAAUGGCUUUUCACUCACUAGAAGUCUACUGCAAGUGAUUUAUGACAACAAUCUGAGUGAGCUCGAUCGUCUUAAAAGGUAAAAUCUAUGAAUUCUUUACUUUCCAGUGAAGCAAUGUUAAUGGUGACUACUUUUAAUGAAAAUAGGAAAGAAUAGUGUAGUCUACAAGCCAAACAAGAGAAUACUCAACUAUAUCAAUACUGCAGUAAGGUUAAGAUACUU